Molecule: messenger RNA, 4378 nt
Organism: Papaver somniferum (opium poppy)
Lineage: Eukaryota; Viridiplantae; Streptophyta; Magnoliopsida; Ranunculales; Papaveraceae
Product: probable mitochondrial adenine nucleotide transporter BTL1
Exons: 7
Coding region: 96-1214 (372 amino acids)
Biological process (GO): transmembrane transport
Source: RefSeq, a predicted model, not a curated record
UUCCCCAAAUUUCUUUCACUUUCUUUCUGUCCAAAACCCAAACCCAAACCCUAAGAAGAAAAAAAAGAGGAAAAACCCUAAAAUAUCUUUUCUCUAUGAUCCAAAAAACUCCUCCUACACAGAACAAGAAUUUCUGUGUAAUGGAGGAUGUUUAUGGACAAAUGGUGGUAGUAUCUAAUGGAAUCGACCUCGAAAAAGAAACUACUUCUACUACUAGUACUAGUAGUUCCAGUGGUAAUAAUGGUAUUGGGCAGCUUCAGUUUCAGUUUCCUGAUGUUGGACGUGCCAUGACUGGUUUUGUAAGGACUCGAGAGGUUGGGGAGUUUCUCAGUGGAGCCUUAGCAGGAGCUAUGACUAAAGCUGUUCUUGCUCCCCUUGAAACCAUAAGGACAAGAAUGGUGGUUGGUGUGGGAUCCAAACAUAUUGCAGGAAGUUUCAUUGAAGUCAUGGAGCAACGGGGUUGGCAAGGUCUGUGGGCUGGCAACACUGUCAAUAUGCUUCGUAUAGUUCCAACUCAGGCGAUCGAGCUUGGCACGUUUGAGUGUGUUAAGAGAGCAGUGACAUCGGCUAAGGAGGACUGGGAGAAGAACGGGUGCCUGAAAGUUCAAAUUGGCCGAGUGAGGCUGACCUUUUCGUUUUCAUGGUUAUCUCCAACUGCAGUUGGUGGUGCUGCGGCUGGUAUUGUCAGUACCCUUGCGUGUCACCCACUUGAAGUCUUAAAGGAUAGAUUGACGGUCAAUCGUGAGGCUUAUCCUAGUAUUAUUCUGGGUCUAACCAAAAUCUACAAGGAAGGUGGGAUUGGUGCAUUAUAUUCUGGCUUGUCCCCAACACUGAUAGGCAUGCUUCCAUACAGCACUUGUUACUAUUUCAUGUAUGAGAAGUUAAAGAAUAAUUAUUGUGAAAAACAAAAGAAGAAGUCUUUAAGCCGCCCAGAGAUGCUUUUGAUAGGUGCUGUGUCAGGUUUUACAGCAAGCACUAUCAGCUUCCCGUUAGAAGUGGCGAGGAAAAGGCUGAUGGUUGGAGCACUACAAGGAAAGUGUCCACCAAACAUGGCAGCUGCCAUAGCAGAAGUCAUACAAGAACAAGGGUUUAAAGGGCUCUACAGAGGUUGGGGUGCAAGUUGUUUGAAAGUCAUGCCAUCCUCUGGUAUUACCUGGAUGUUUUAUGAAGCAUGGAAAGAUAUUUUGCUCAUGGACAGAAGAAUGCCUUUAUAACAGCCUACAGCUUUCAAGCCGGUUUGUCCCACCAUUGAGCCAUGGGAACCUGCCAUUGAGACGUAGGAUCCCACUAUCUCCUUCGCAUUUCAAGGUGAUAAUAGUUUAUCUUGGCAGGGGAGGCUCAUUUUUUGUACUAGUUAUAGCAAUCACAAGAUUCUUUAAUCACAUGGAAUGCUGGCGAAGCUUCACACUUUUAUACAUCCUUUUUUCUUUUAUGUUUUAUUCUUUCAGCUUUCACCAAAACAGUAUAAUACAUUAAAAACAAACUGGGAGGUCCUGGAAUGGAAUAUAAAAGUAUUAGGAUAAUAUAAUUUCCAAGAGGGUAGGUUUGUCUGUUUGCUUACCAGAACUAAUAAACCUUAAAUGUUGUUCACCUGGUCAACUGCUCUACCAAUUCCACCACCCAUAUCAUAAUCUUCAUUUCUGGUUCAUUUUUUCUGGUUCGAUCAGAUGGGUUCUUCAGGUAAGCCCUUGUCUGUCGGUGACAAUUCCGGUGAUGGCUUUCGGCAGGAUCUUUUCAUUCAAAAUCAUUUCCUUCGAAACUAUCCUUCAGUUCCCCCAAUUUUCUUACAAAAAUUAUCCUUCGUUGUCAACCCAGAAUUUGAAUUCAUCUUCCUUGACAAAAACCUCAGCGGAUCAUCCACUGUGCCCUUUCAAACCUUAACUUUUGUAAAUGAUCCUGCAGGUAUAAAGAUUGAACAAUCUUGCAACGGUCUACUUAUCUGCAGUAGCUUCAGAAUAAACAGUAAUGGGCGCACUUAUUAUGUCUACAAUCCAUCAACAAGGCGUAGCAAGAGUAUUAGCGGGUCAUCUCAAGUUGUAGGAGAUGAGUUUCAUUCUAUCUGUAACGUUAGUUUAGCGUUCAAUCCUCUCAAAUCACCUCACUAUGAAGUUGUUCGUAUUUGGGGAAGUGAUUCAAAUAAAUAUCAAACGGAAAUCUACACGUCUAAAACAGGAUCUUGGAGGGUUCCUGGAGUUGUAUUCUCUGCACCCAUUGAUGAUGCAUUUGGUAGGUCUGGUGUAUAUUGGAAUGGUUGCUUGCACUGGAUCAGUUUAAGAGAAUCAUCUCUUUAUUACGAUAUCAAUCAAGAAAUGUUCAAAACAUUGCCAAUGCCGCCGAUUCCAAAUGAGCGGGAUAGGAGGAGGAUCGAAAUUAUCGAAUACUUCGGAGAGUACAAAGGUCGUAUGCAUCUUAUUGAGAUGUAUGGUCCAUUCAGUACAAGUUUCGAUAUUUUGCAUAUGGAAACUGAUUAUUCAGGGUGGAAUGUAAGAUACCGCGUUAAUUUGGAAGGACUGGCUACUUCAUAUCCGGGAAUGGUUAGGGACAUUGUUGAUGUUUCAGAGUACUUUUAUCUUCUUGAUUUCUCCAUACUGCUGGUAGCUGAAAAUGAAGAAGAGAAAGACGAGCCCUCGUCGCUAGUUAUAGUUGUACCGGAUAAUAAAGUUAUUUCUUACAAUCUCAAGGAAAUGAAUUUCAAGAAUAUUCACACAUUAUCGCCAGGCAUUCAUGCACGUUACCGGUGGUUUGACGCUUAUCGAUACGUUGAAACACGAUCUCAAGUUUGACUGAUUAUAAGCAGUGUGACAUAUCAAGGUGGACUAUCAUUUGAACUUUGAAAUCCAAUAAUGGGAAUGGGAAAAUUAGUCCAAUAUCUACGCACAAAUGAAUAUGAAAUGCAAGUUGUUAUAAAAUGGAGUAUUAAAGAAGAUCAGAGGUUGUCCAGUUGUUGUUUGGCUGAAGUCAUAGCUUGGACCAACAAGGGGAUAAGAGGAGACGUAAGAAAUUCAAGAGCUUGUGACCACCAAUAAUGCAUAAAUCCGGUGCCCAUACUCUAGUAUAUAUAUAACUUCGUCUCUCAGUCUGUCAAAAACCAAGUACACCAUGAGAAUCCAGCACCAAUUUCUUCUUCACUGCUCGCUCUUUCUUUUCCUCUUAGCAACUACUACUUUGAUAUCUCCAUCUCUUGGGGAUUUAGGAAGAUGCAAUCCCAGUGACUACAAAGCUCUGAUGAAUAUCAAGAAGUCUCUAAGCCCUCCUGAGAAUUCUUACGAGUUAACUUCAUGGGUUCAAGAUACAGACUGCUGCGACUGGCACGGAGUCGCCUGUGAUGACCAAACCAACCGUGUACAAGAACUCGGUAUCUUCGCAGCUGAUAUCGCUGGCCAAAUUUCAUCCUCAGUAGGUGACCUUCCUCACCUCGUAUCUUUAACUUUCAGGAACAUUAAAAACAUCACCGGUUCGAUCCCGCGAUCCAUCACAAAGUUAAAGCAUCUCAUAAGGCUGGAUCUCCCCUAUUUGGGUCUGUCCGGGCCGGUUCCCGACUUCCUCAACCAACUCACUGCUCUCAAUUUCCUGGAUCUCUCGUACAAUCAAUUCUCUGGUUCCAUUCCGCCCAAUCUCUCGGACCUCAAAAAUAUUACAACUAUCUAUCUCGACGGGAACAAACUUACUGGUUCGAUCCCGGAGUCAUUCGGGAGAUUUACUGGUACUGUACCUGAGCUUUACUUGUCUCGCAAUAAACUCACUGGUCCGAUUCCGAAAUCGUUAGGAGCUUUGGGAUGUCGCGCUAUUAACCUCUCAAGAAAUAAACUUACCGGGGAUGCGUCCAUACUUUUUAAUCCAAACCAUAGUUUGACUACAUUUAUUGAUUUGUCGAGGAACCAGUUUGAGUUUGAUCUUACAAAUGUUAAAUUUCCAAAGGAUUUAAAUUGGUUGGAUAUAUCACAUAACAAAAUCUUCGGUGGAAUCCCUGAUGAGAUCAAGGAUUUGGACAAUUUGUAUAUGUUGAAGGUGGAAUACAACAGGUUAUGUGGUAAAAUACCAAGCGGAGGGAAUAUGGAGCGUUUCAAAAGUACUUCGUUUUCACAUAAUAAGUGUCUGUGCGGGUCACCAUUGAAGAUUUGUAAGAGAAAGUGAUGAAGGUUGCGCCGUCCGGGGUUGGAGACGGAUCGGAAGCCCUUUAGCCGGCAACGGAAAGGGGUUGACUUUUAUUUUCUCAUCACCAGGAAGCAAUUUCUCCCAUCUGUACCUUCGCACGACAUGGUGUGAAGUCGGUCAAUGCUUGAGUGAAAGCACCCUGGAGUGGUGGUGCUAGUCUCAGUACUUCACAAACCACAUUCCAUGAGUAUUUCAUUUUAUGAAUGUCUUCCAAAUUUAGCAA